Capsaspora owczarzaki ATCC 30864 is the source of this 4741-nucleotide messenger RNA. Its product is annotated as MAP/microtubule affinity-regulating kinase 2. Gene Ontology annotation, molecular function: ATP binding; protein serine/threonine kinase activity. Gene Ontology annotation, cellular component: cytoplasm. The transcript is spliced from 3 exons. Gene Ontology annotation, biological process: protein phosphorylation; intracellular signal transduction. Lineage: Eukaryota; Filasterea; Ministeriida; Capsasporidae. The record is from RefSeq and is a predicted model, not a curated record. Bases 186 to 4604 code for a protein of 1472 amino acids.
UUUUUUUUUCUCGUGUUUUUUUUUUUCACGUCAUCGCAUCGCCCUCUGAGCAUUUCAAUCCCCGUCCUCAGCCAACACAUCAACCGAACAUUCAGCCACUGAAGCCCACAUUACUCUGGAAUAAACGAAACGGAGAGAGAGGUCUUUGAAAACAUCAACAACUCAUUUGCCGCGAGCGGGUGCGAAUGGCGAGUCGGAAUCCUGCAGUCGUGCUCGGCACGGUGGUGCAGCGAGCUUCCGUGACGGAGCAUGCCGUGUCGUAUUCCGAUGCCAGCAUCGUUCCCGAGGCGGUCGUUGAGCCAGGCUCGCAAGGCCGGGUGGGUGCCACAACAGCAGACUUGUCAACAUUCGCAGCGGGUUUCGCGCCAUCGUCCGUCGCGUCGGCGAUUCCCAUCUCCGUCGGGACUGUCGGCGCCCCACAACUAUCACAGCCACCGCCGGUACUACUGCUGUCAACCGUGGCAGCGGCAGGGCCGGCAUGCGAGACUGAGCCUUCGCCGGAAGUGCAUGUCGAUGCGAAUGCGAAUUUGAGCGUUUCGGCGGUCCACGCCAACCCCUUCCCUUCGCCAGUGUCGCCAGUUGCGCCCAUCGUCGACCUCGCCCACAGCAGCAGCAGCAGCAGCAGUAGUAGUGACAACGACACCAGUCGCAGCACCGUUCGCACUAGUAGUCACAGCCGGAAUGGCAGCAGUAGCUGCGGUUCCAGUCGAGAGUUCGAUGAUGAUGAGGCGGCGUCCCCUGAUUCAUCGGGUGCUGCUUCCGUGCAUCUGCAGCCUCCGCCCCAGCGGCGACCAGUGCACGCGAGUGCUGAUGCGUCCUCGAGCACGAGCGACGCCGCGGACGCGAGCAGCACUGCGCCUCGGACGGGCGCAUCCGUUCCACACGGCUUUCGCAGCAACGGUAACACUCUGGGCCACCAAGCAUCAGCAAGCACCAGUGCUCCUCCCGAGUCCUGCACCGACAGAGUAGCAUCGGUAUCUUCCGUGGCAGUAGGAACGGCGGGAGCAGAGCGAGAGGCAGCAGACGUGGCGUCAGUUGCGUCAGUUGCAUCGGAGGGCGCGCUGAAAAACACUGCGAAUCCAGAUCUACCAUCAUCGCAGCAGCAGCAGCAACCCCAGCCAUCUCCCAGCAGCAGCAUUAGCAGCAACAACAGCAACCCCAUAAACAGCCCCAAUACGCGUGACAGCCACGGAGACAGCAGCAGCAGCAGCAGCAGCAGCAGCAGCAGCAGCAGCAGCAGCAGCAGCAGCAGCAGCAGCAGCAGCAGCAGCAGCAGAAGCAAUCCCAGCAGCGCGGGCGGAGGGGUGCCGGCUGUGAUUUUCCCCGUUGCGCCUCCACAUCAUCAAUCGCCGUUCCAGCAUCCGCCAGACACCCUCGUCGGCAAGUACCGCAUUGGCAAGACUCUCGGCGAAGGCACCUACGGCAAGGUCAAGCAGGGCAUCCACAUCCACACUGGCCAGCAGGUCGCGAUCAAAUCCAUUGAAAAGGCCAACUUGACAACAGACAAACACGCGACACGGCUUGCGCGGGAAAUUCGAGCGCUGAAAGUCCUACACCAUCCCCACAUUGUGCACAUUUACGAUGUGAUUGAAUCCGAGACAUCGAUUACGCUCAUCAUGGAGCAAGCCGCUGGCGGCGAGCUGUUCGACUACAUUGUCACACGCACGCGGGUCAACGAGCCCGAGGCGCGCAAGUUUUUCCGACAGAUUCUCUCUGCUGUCGACUAUUGCCACCAGAACUUUAUCGUGCAUCGCGAUUUGAAGCCGGAAAAUCUUCUGCUGGACGAGAACAAGAACAUUAAGAUUAUCGAUUUUGGCUUCUCCAACAUGUACGAGCAUCAAGCACAGCUGGACACGUUCUGCGGAUCGCCGUAUUACGCAGCACCCGAAAUGGUGCGCGGUCGCAAGUACACGGGUCCCGAGGUGGAUGUCUGGAGUCUGGGCGUCAUCCUCUACGCCUUGCUCUGCGGCAGUUUGCCGUUCGACUCGCAACAUGUGCGCAAGCUGUACGACCAAAUUGCGUCAGGCAUGUACAGGGUUCCUCCUCAUCUCUCGAUUGGAAGCCAAGCCAUCAUUCGUGCCAUGCUGACUGUCGAUCCGAAAAAGCGCAUCACCGUUGAGCGCUUGCGCUACCACCGCUGGGUUUUGGAAGGGUACUCUGGCCCGCCUGACUCGUCCUUGCCGUCGCGCGAGCCCAUUCUGAAGGUCGACCCCGAGGUGACGUCGGAGCUCACCCGCGUCUUUCGCUUCCGUCAGCAUCUCGUCGACCAGAUGAUUGGCAUUCCUGAGAUUCAGCCCCAGGUUCCGGCCACCACGCAGCCUUCGACGGCUGCCGCGCUUCUCAUGGCACAGCACCAGCUCCUGCAGCAGGCUGGCGAAGAGGAUGACGGCCCUGCAAUUGACUUUUUCGAUCCGAGCGACUCUGAUUCCGACUCGGAUGGCCUGGACGCCGCACUUGCCAACGAUCGUCUGGACCAAUGGGCGAAUUUAGUGGCUGAAGCCGCGGAGGGUGGGUUACCUGCGCUCGAUGACUCGCCCCCUCAGCCGCAUUUGAUGGCCAUGGCCGCCGCACCACAGCAACAAAUACAGCAGCAUCAACAAGUACAGCAACAGCAACAACAACAACAACAACAACAACAACAACAACAACAACAACAACAACAACAACAACAACAGCCACACCAGCCGCAUCAUCAUCACCCACUCCAGCGGUCGUUAAGCCGCUCGCGCAGCACUUUGCGGCUUGAUCCGCGUUCGGUGUUGAACCAGAAUGCCAAGUUGGAUGCCGAAUCUCGCGCUCGCUUCCGCACCUUGUGUUACCAUCCCAUCCGAUGCAUGUACUAUCUUUUGGCGGAAAAACGGGCGCGCGAUCGCGUCGAGUUGAUCAUUCAACAGCAGCAGCAACUGUUUGCUCAAAAGUCUCGGUCGCGGACCAUGUCCAGCAGCAAUCUGCAAAGCAUCCAAGAGCUUUCUGGCCACGCCUUCGCCGCCGGUGGUGCAGACGCGGACGACGACAACAUGGCGGCGGGCGUCAGUCGGACGCACCCGCACUCGCGCAGUUCCUUCUCCUCCGAACAUCCAAUCGAUUCCGAGCCAACUUCCCCAGCUCGUCUUGCAGCUCGUGUCUCUGCACAUGUCGCCAUCGCCGCUGCUAGUCAGAGUCAGCACGGCGAGACUGCACACCAAUACCAGCUGGUGACAGCCGCGUCGCUCGGGGUGGCUCGGCUCAUGCCGGACGGCGAACCCAUGUCUGCGCCACUCACGCGCACGCCAAUGUUCUUUGACGCGCACUCUAGUAUUUCAGCGACGCACUCGCCCGUCCAGCAGCAAACGAUGCAUCAGCCGCUUGCACGUCGCGGCAGCGCCAAACAUUUGGAUUCUGGCCACCAUUUGCCAGUACCCAUGUCUUUGCCCGUUUCGUCCGAUCAGGUGUUGCCCAUACUGUCCAAAACCAUCCGCGAGCGACGUCUGGCCUCGCAACCCACGGCACGCACAUCAACCCCGCCGCCCCAGGUCAUCACGAGCACUUUCGUGACUGGCGCCCAACCAACCCAACCUCUAGACUCUGUACCCGCGUCGCCGACGCACGAGUCUGCAGCGUCGUUGACAAUCGCCACCGACGAGGGCGCAUCUUCUGGUUCGGGGCGCCUGUUGCACCCUUCCUCCAGCACGCACUCGUCGCAUUCCUCGCGCGCCAGCUCCCCAACGGGCUACUCUGGCUCAUCGAGUCUCUCGGCUGGCGGCGGUACGCCCUUCUCCUCCUCGACACAGGUUUAUCCUCCCAGCUCCAGCCGGACCAACCCUUCGUAUUUGGCACUCUCGUCGCCCAGCUCUUUCGUUGCUGCUGCAGCGCCAGUGGCAGCCAGUGGCAGCAGCCCUCUUCCUCCUCGUGGAGCGACGCGCACACGCGCCCAGUCACAGUCGGCGGCAACAGUACAGCCUGUCAAUCUCGCCGCGACCGGUCACGCGUUGAUGACUGGUAUCACGUCCCACGACAAGACCAUCUCGACUCCAGCUCUCUCCCAGAAUUUCCCAAACGUUGCUGCCAACGCCUCGCCCAUGACGAGCCGCGCCCAUCCGUCACACUCGGCGAACGCUGCUGCCUCUGCUUCUGCCCCGUCGUCCACAACAAAGCCCCGCCUGUCCCGUCGGCUCACGAUGGAUGCCGUGUCCAUGCUCAAGUCGAUCAGCUCGAAGCUGUCCCUCACCGCCUGGGGUUCGUCGCAAAACCAGCCCAGCCCCACAUCCAGCAGCUGGUCUGUCACGUCAUCGCAAGACUCGAUGGACGAGUCGGCCAGCCGAGCCGCGCCCAUCCGAACCCUCUCGGGCUUCUUUAACGUUUCGACAACGUCGUCCAAGCCGCCCAAGGAGAUUCUGGCCGAGGUUCGCCGAGCGCUCGUCCGUGCCAACAUCCGUUUUGCCGAAUCUGGCUACGUCCUGCUCUGCGAGGCGCAUGAUGAUUCCAAAAAACCCUCGCAGUUUGAGCUGGAGGUCUGUCACAUUCCGCGGCUGAGUCUGUACGGUCUGCAUGUGAAGCGCAUCCGCGGCGACAUUUGGCGCCACAAGCGCGUGUGCAGCACCCUGAUUGCCAGCAUGAAUCUGUGAAGGAGAAGAGGGGAGUGUUGGUCAUCUUGAAGCUGCUUCGCGCGAGCCCUUUUGUUUUCAGUUGUGUUCAUGUUUUCGUUUUUGUUAGCUUUGUCUAUUUUUUUUCUCGUUGAAUAGACCUGAUUUUUGCCGUGGUU